AUGAGUAAUGUCAACAUAACGUUCCCUAAACCAUCACCUUCAAAACCUGGCGUCGAUGGCAAUCCAAAUACAGAUGAGAAUGAAGAGAACGAAUCGAUUGAAAGUAUAGAGAACAAAUUGGGUAUAGAGCGGAGAGUGCAAUAUGGUGCAGAGAAAAUGUUGGAUGUAAUUGAGAAGAAGGGAAGUGCAGAUGGAGGUGAUCAGGAGAAAGUGAAGGAGAAUAUAACGGCUCAGUUGGAAGCUGCCAAUGAGAGAAUAAAGGCUUUGGAACAUAAGUUGGAGAAAUUGAGGGGUACCCCUCAGCGCACUAGAAGAAGACAACAACCCCGACUCAACGGGUAUCCCUCAAAUUCAUCUCUGGGCGCAGGUGGUGGGGGAGGUGGAGGGAGAUAUCAACCUUCACUUUCUUCCUCACUUUCAUCUUCGUUAUUGGGAAGUACAGGUCCGAACGGUAGUGGAAGCGGUAGUGGAUCAGUUAGACCAAAACCACCAAGGUUUUAUUCCAACUUGACUCCAGAGAAAUCAGAUAGAGAUAAAGAUCUCUUUGAAUAUCCUCAAUAUCAACAAAGCAAAGGGAGACCAUCUACUGGUAGAAGACCAAGAUCGAAAUCUGCUGGUGAAGACGCUUUCAACCAUAAUCAUAGUUCUGGUUCGUACGAUGUAGUAAAUGAAGGAAUUGGGACAUCUUGGAGAUCGCAAUCAUCCGACUCAAGUAUCCAUGAACAUGUACAUGACGAACACAUGAAUGUUGAUGGUAGAGGAGGAGAUGGGAAUGGUGUGGAUGAGAAUUUCGAAAUUUUGUUAGAUAAUUCUCGAAGAUCCAUCAAGCGGUUGAGAGAACUAGGUGGAGGGAAGGGGAAGGGGAAAGGGAAGGUCAGAGCAGCAGUGCAGGAGUCAAGGAGGAAUGAGGUCGAUGAUGAACCGUAUGAUGUGAUGAUUUACUUGAGUGAGAUAUCCAAGGCGAAUGAGGGGUUGAGGAUGGUAAUCGACAUGGAUGAGGUUAUACAGUCUGUGAUCCCCUUCCUGGGUGAUGUAGCCACUCCACGUCAGAGAGCUGCGGGGUAUAGGUUGUUGAGAUUCCUACUCACAAGGCAGGCUUGGGGAAAGAUGAUAGCAAGUGGUAUGGAGUGGUUGAUAAUACGCACAUUCACCCGCGACUCCAAAGCUGUCCACGAAAGGGAACAGGCCCUGCGACUACUCCGGGCAGUCAUCGUCCUCCCCCCUCCACCACCUUCUCGUCCAGCUUCUUCACCCUUAACAUCCAAAAGUAGGACGCGGUCGCAUUCCCGCCAAGCUGAAUUCGAGGCUCCAAUACAGAAGUUGCUAGACGAAAGAGUACCACUCACUGACGGGCUUGUGAGAGCCAUCGUGAGCGCCGCUGAGAAUCCGGACGAUGCGAUGAGGACAGUCUGUAUGGAAACGCUCGUCGAAAUUGGUGUCCUGGAUAUACGUUGUCUUGUUCAUUCCAAUGCGUUCAGAACGGUCUUAUUGGCAUUCAAAGAUGGACCUUCGGAAUUGGGACCAGCAAUUACGGGUUUACUGCUGUACCUGGUAAAUCAACCAAGCACAAGAGAACUGCUCUUACCUGGUGGUGAUCUCGAAGCUGUACUUGUUGGUCUGACUGAAGCAUACGGCAAAAUACCGACUCGACAACAUGCUAGACAUCUUGAAAACCUGCAGAAUACAGUGAGGAAUAUAGGGAUGUUACUUUCCUCUUGGUGUGGAGUACUGUAUAUGUGUAUGGACGAUUACAGAGCUGUCAAGAGUUUGAUAAGUUCAUUGCAUGUACCCAAUGCGGACAUGAGGAACGCCUUAAUGGAUCUGCUAUUUGUUUCGCUACGAAUCAAAUCUCCCACGUGGACUAAUGCAUUUCUAGACGGUAAAAGACUGACUGUGUACACUCGAACUCAGGAAGCUGCAACUCAGCAAUUGGUGGAUGACAGUAUCGAAGAGGAAGAUGCUCAAGGAUUGACUUUGGUAGACCACUUUGUCGCUUUACUAUUGACUGUGUUCCUGGAAGCUGGACUGCUAGAGGCUUUGCUCGCUGUCAUUGAAGAAGAUAGUGGUCUCUUGAAUCGCAAAGCGACUUUACUCUUGGGUGAAAUAUUGCAGAUGGCAAAUAGGGUUCUACCAUUGAGAUUCGCUGCUCAACUGCAGUCUCUACCCCAACUCUUCUCUGAGGCUACCGAUUUCAAGAAUCCUGGAGAAAGAAUGGCGGCGCUCUCAGCUCUGUCAUCUAUCGACAGUUUGAAUAGGAAUCAGAGUAAAGCUGGGAAGAAAGCCGCCAGAGACAAAACCAGUGCACUCGCAUCUCAACAGGAUCCACUGGAAAGAGGUCAAAGACAGGUGCAAUCAGUGAAAUUACGAUUGGGAUUACAGGUCGAGGAUAAACAGUUCCAGCAGAUGAUCGUUGACUCAGGACUGUUGCUUCAUCGCGAUCAUACUAAGUGGAACUACGAGAUAAUCGUUGAUCUGAUUGAAGGGCCUCUACUGAAUCCGAAAAGACUAGAUGAAGCUAUCAAAGCGACCAAAUUCGUUAGAAGGCUGUUCUCUUUCUUCCAUCCUUAUAAUUAUAGGUUUGCCGAUAUUAAGCGGACUAGGCCAAAUCAUAAAUGGGUGAAACUCGGUUGCUCACUCAUAUCGACCAUGCUCAGUAGCCCCGAAGGUAUCAAAUACAUCACUGAGGACAAACUGCUCAAACAGAUGUUGGAUUGUUUUAACGAGCUCGAUCAGUAUGUCGGACAGCCAACUGCACAACCAAUAUUUGCCAGAGAUCGCUUGGAGAAUACUCUUACUUAUGGUUAUUUUGAAAUGAUUGGUACGCUUAGUAGACAUCGUGAAGGGAUGAAGUUACUAGAAAAGUUCAAGUUUUUCACGUGCUUCUAUCAUCUCAGUGAACAGAGGAGCAGAGAUGAUAUCAUCCGGAUCAUCAUUGAAUGUUUUGAUUAUACUCUUGAUGCACACCCUCGGAUUGUCCUUUCCAAAGCGUUAACAUCGAGUUAUAUGGAAACGCGUCUUUUCGCCACACACCAUCUAGGUCGUUUGAUACAAGAGCAACCAAACUUGCUAGACUGGGGCUUACAACUUAUGAUAACUCAACUAUACGAUACGUCUAUGGAAGUCUGCGAUGUCGCUGUCAUGUAUUUAGAAGAGGCAUGUACGGAUCCAAAUAACCUCGAAAAGGUAGUACAGCUUCGACCGACGUUGGAACAUCUAGGUGAUGUUGGACAUCCUCUAUUCAUGAGAUUCGUAUCGACCAGUGUAGGGUUUCGAUAUCUCCAUCAGGCUCAAUACAUCGAGCGGGAACUUGAAAGCUGGCUUGUGGAACGUAAUCUAUUAUAUGUGAUCGAAGCAGAGACUUUCGUAUCCAAGACGAUACGACCUUGGUCGACUGACACUGUCGAAGAUUACUGGAUAUAUGAUGGACCUGCACCGACACAUUUUCUGGGAGAAAUGACCAAGACGCCCGAAGGCUGCCAAUUGAUCAAGGAGAAGGGGAUCGUAGCUGAAUUUGCCGAGAUAGUGAGAUUACAUGGUAUGGAAGCUAGUGAUCAGGGUGUUUUGACGAAUCUCAAGAGCGUCCUAUGGGCUUUGGGCAAUAUCGGAUCUACAGAAGGUGGUCUACCUUUUCUGGAGGAUGAGGAGAUAAUCGAAGAUAUCGUUGAAAUUGCUGAACAGUCACCCAUACUGACCAUAAGAGGAACAUGUUUUUUCGUCAUUGGCUUAAUAUCGAUAUCAAGGAUGGGAGCUGAAAUACUAGAAGAAUUUGGUUGGAUAUCCACCAGAACACCUUUAGGGCAUACUACUGGGUUAUGCUUGCCUAAUGACAUUUCUCGAUUCGUUCAUAUCGAUGUUUGGCAAAGACCCGAUCACGAAUCUUCCUAUCCAUCUCUACCUAAAUUGACAGGAUUGGAAGCGGAGAUCAUGACUUCCAUUGCCAACUUGUCUAACUACGUGUUAGCAGCGGGAGCAAUGAACAACCUUAAGAAAAUUCGGAAUCGACAUCCUCGAUAUUUCUCGUCAAUCACGCUAUUCCAUCGAGCCCUUCGAUCAGUGUCUACAAAUCACUAUCAAGCGCCUGUCCGACGAUUCAUUUUGGACCUGUUCGAAGUGAAAUUGGAUCCUGAGAUUCUCACUCAGCUGGUCGGUGUUGAAAGUAUGUCUUGGCGAAUUAGGCAUGAUUCCCUCAAUGAUGAUAAAGAUCAAGAUCUAUUUGCCAGGCAUACCACAACCACAAGCAGUGUCGAUGGUCGUUCACCAACGGGUGAUAUCGAAAGACGAAGCAGAUCUAGAUCAUCUCCUGGACCUUUAGGCUUGAUACCCAAACCUAAGUCAAACGAAGGAAUUCAAAUCCAAAAUAGAGGAAGAGGUAAAACAUUCAGUGGAUCUAGCAACCAUAGUAAUGGGAAUGGAAAUGGGACGAUAUACGAAGAAAAAGAUACUUCGACACCUACUACUGCAACUGCUAAAAAUGGUAAAUACGAAUUUGAAAAUAUUUCUCCUCAGAAGGAAAGAGAAAAAGAAGAUGUUAGUAGACCUCAAGAGAUGACCAGACAAAAUACGAAUUCAAGUAUAAGCCAAAGCCAGAGUCAAAGAAGUGUUAGUCUCAGCGCGAGUAGUACUUCUGAAUUGGAUGAUGAAGAGAAGGAAAGACAGAGACCGAUCUCACAGGUCAGGGGAUUUGGAAUACCUAGUUUGGCUCCUCCGAAUGACGAUCAGUGA
Molecule: messenger RNA, 4722 nt
Organism: Kwoniella mangroviensis CBS 8507
Lineage: Eukaryota; Fungi; Basidiomycota; Tremellomycetes; Tremellales; Cryptococcaceae
Exons: 27
Coding region: 1-4722 (1573 amino acids)
Biological process (GO): TORC2 signaling
Cellular component (GO): TORC2 complex
Source: RefSeq, a predicted model, not a curated record